GAAAGUGAAAGAAACCCAUGCACCCUGAUUGACAACUACAAACAAAAAUCACAAAAUCAUUGUUAUCUGCCCAAAUACAGCAUUCAUCGAUAUAUAUGACCACAAAGAUACUGAAGGCAGGUCCCAGCCAUUCCCCCAAGGAUGGGUUUCAGAAAGCCCCCAAAAUGUCACACUAUUAUGAAAUGGACAUAGUGAAUUGAAACCCUCAUUCCAUCUGUUUUAUGAACUUAAUGUAGAUAUUUCUGAUUAUUGUUUUCAGGUAUUGUUGUCCAUGUCUUCACCAUUUUCCAGAGAUCUACAUUUCUGUCAAGUGAGAAAGAGAUCUUACACCAUGGAUGGAUUCUGCCUUCUCUACCUACUCCUGAUCUGCUUGAUGAGAUCUGGUGACGUUGAAACCAAUCCAGGUCCUAACACUGCAGAAAGUACCGUCAGUGAAAUGGAGUUCCUGAAGCUGGCCCAGGAUAUCGAUCCAUCUUACUACUACAACGUAGGGAUAUCUCUAGGGUUCUCCCAUGCUGAGCUAAAGGCAAACCUGAUAGAGAAUUCAAAGAACUUCAAAAAUGCCUUCAUGGAUGUCUUUAUGAAAUGGAAUGUCAAGCAGCAACCUCCACACUCAGACAAAAGACAGCUUUUGGCAGACAAACUACGAGAGGUUGACUUGGGUGGCCUAUCAGACGGAUUAGUCAAUGGACCUCCAAUUCCAAACAGCACAGGAGGGCCACCAAGACUGCUCGAAUCACAGACCAAACCUCCUUUAGCUGAAUCUCAGACCAAACCACUUUCUCCUGAACUGGUUGAGCGGUGUGCAAAUGAUUUCAAGUUCAAGUACAGGUCAACUGUCUGUAAGAUCAGAGCUGAUCCUCUCAAUCCUGCUUCCACUGUGCAGCUUAAAGACAUGUAUACUAAUCUCGUCCUACUAGAAGAACAUGGUACAGUGAAGCGAUUGCUAGAUUACAAUGAUAUCCUUGAUCUCAAAGUCAAUGGAGAGUUCCCCAAGCGGAUCAUGGUUCAGGGAGAGGCAGGGGCUGGGAAAACUACAUUCUGUGCUAAGAUUGCUUGGGACUGGAUUGAAGGAAGGCAUUUCAGUCACUUUGUGUGGGUCUUGAUUGUUCCUCUACGUGAAUUUAAGCAACACACCAUUGGCCAGAUUGCAAAGUCUUAUCUGGCCAAAAACAAUCCAGCAACAGUUUCUCAGAUCACUGAGUAUAUCUGGUCAAACCCUGACAAGGUAUUCAUCGCAUUCGAUGGUCUCUAGACGAAGUCAGUGGCAAAAUCAUGAAGACAGAAUCUUGCGAAUCACAGCCUACUGAUCAAAUGCAACUUCAGCCAUCACAGCCAAGUGUCACCUCCUCAGAGGCAUGUGGAAGCUCAUCUGAGACUGGUGAUAUUGGACUUGUAGAUAUUCUUCGUUCAGAUCAACUUGCCUCUUGCCCAAUCUUGGUGACCACUCGCCCAUGGAGAGCAGUAGAGAUUAGAUCAGAUGGUGAUCUAAUGAAGCUCUAUACAUUCAUUCAUAUUGAGGGUUUCAGCAGAGAGAAUUUGUCAGUUUACAUUCACAAAUACUUUCCAAAGAAUGAUGAUAAAGCAAAUCAGCUUAUCCAGUUCAUCGGUGGGAAUGAUGUCCUAUCUGAAAACAUGGCUCACUAUCCUAUAUAUGUAGCCAUGCUGUGUCUUAUGUGGAAAGAACUUGACAAGCAAAAACUAAAGAAAAUGAAAUCACUGAAAACUUUUUCUCAGAUAUUCAAAGAAAUGAUUGCCUUUCUAAAAGAACAUUAUGCUCA
Messenger RNA from Strongylocentrotus purpuratus (purple sea urchin), 1781 nucleotides. RefSeq lists its product as uncharacterized. The transcript is spliced from 3 exons. The record is from RefSeq and is a predicted model, not a curated record. Lineage: Eukaryota; Metazoa; Echinodermata; Echinoidea; Camarodonta; Strongylocentrotidae. The coding region runs from base 272 to 1255 and encodes 327 amino acids.